Molecule: messenger RNA, 4580 nt
Organism: Striga asiatica
Lineage: Eukaryota; Viridiplantae; Streptophyta; Magnoliopsida; Lamiales; Orobanchaceae
Source: the annotation of a GenBank genome assembly
CUAGUGUACCUUACCGUAACCAGGAAUUUGCGGUGUCGCCGUGCUCCAGACUCGAAUUCAAAAUCCAAACUGACUCAAGCACCCGCUUAUCUCUUCCAGGAGUGCUGAGACCUAAAUGCAAAACCAAGCUUCAAAUGUGAUGGUGAAUUCUACUUUAACUUCAACCCUGUAUAAGUAUAACCCCUCGCUCUUCAGCUUCCCAUUUCAUCCCGGCGCCAAACUGAAAACCAAAACUCAAACCUCGAUUUCCUUUGCAAGAAAUUCCCCAUUCUUCGUCAAGCCAAUAUACUCGAUUGGAUUUCAGAAAGUCCGAGGUAGCGUCCAACAUUCGUGUGCUGAUGGUGACGAAGCUAACAAAAACCGAUCCAGAAUCAUAUACAACAAUUCCAGACGCUGUAAUGUCGAAAAAAUUAAGCUGCCCGCUGCUUGGCCUAUCAUAUACGCAUUAUUCUAUGUAGUUUUUGGGUUUGUCUGUCCCUUUUUCGGGAUCCGGAAGCCCGCUUUGGCUGCUGUGGUUACUGCCUCUCCUUCAUCCGCAAGCCAAUCAGUUCUAAGUGAAGAGAAUGAGGAGAAGGGUGACAAGUACCCGGCUCACACUCGGAGGCUACUAGGUGUUGUCUCAAAGCUUCUUAAUACAAUCCAAGAGGCGAAAGAUGGUAAAAUAGAAGAUACUAUGGUUAACAGUGUCAAGGAGGGGUUGAAUGAGGUUAAAACAACGAAGAGGGCACUGCACGAGGAGAUAAUAGAAGGUCUUAUUUCCGAGCUGAAGGUUCUGAAUGCUGAGAAGGAGGAGCUGAUUGAUCGAUGUGAAGAAAUUGUGAAUAAAGAGUUGAAUUUGAAGUGGGAGGAAGAGAGUUUGAUGACAAAGGCAAAAGACGGCAGUGUUGCUGGUGGUGAUAGGGUGGAGAAGCUAAGGGAGGGGAGGAGGAGCCUGGAGAGAGAGUACAAUGAUGCUUUGGAUAGGAUUGGGAAGAUUGAGAAUUUGAUCGUGAGGGAAGAGACUGUGGCAUUGAGCAUUAGAGUGAGGGAGCUUAUCUUUAUAGAGGGAGAGUGUGAGGCUGUGGUCGAGAGCUUCUUGAAGGAGAUAAAGGGGCGUGAAAAUCGGAGUACCUCAGGUCAGCCUGAUACGAAGCUUUCUAAGGAGGAGCUUCAGAAAGAACUGCAAAAUGCACAUAGGCUCCUUCAGGAGCAAAUAAUUUUACCAGAUGUUCUCGCUAGUCAAGGUACUGAAUCUCUCACGGGUCAAGAUACAACUGCUAAUACUUUUCAUAUAGAGCAAGCACUUAGGAAUUCAAGGAAGAUGCAAAAGGAGCUGGAGGAUCAAAUCAGGAAGACUAUGAGGAAACAUGGUGAGGAAAGAAGAUAUAUUGCAGUCACGCCUCCUGAUGAGGUUGUCAAGGGCUAUCCAGAUAUUGAGCUUAAGUGGACGUUUGGAAAGAAAGAGGUAGCAGUUCCAAGAGCUGUGAGCCUCCACUUACUUCACGGUUGGAAAAAAUGGCGAGAAGAUGUUAAGAUGGACCUUAAACAGAGUCUCUUGGAAGAUUCUGAACUAUGUAAAAAGUACAUCGCUGACAGACAGGAACGCAUUCUGCGGGAUCGGGAUAGAGUGAUGUCCAGGACUUGGUAUAAUGAACAAAGGAAUAGGUGGGAGUUGGACCCAAUAGUGGUUCCUUAUGCUGUCUCCAGGAAACUUGUGGAAGGUGCUCGAAUAAGGCACGAUUGGGCUGCCAUGUAUGUUAUGCUUAAGGGAGAUGACAAAGAGUAUUAUGUUGAUAUUUGUGAAUUUGAAAUGCUGUUUGAAGAUUUUGGUGGUUUUGAUGCAUUGUAUAUGAGAAUGCUUGGGGCUAACAUUCCCACCGCAGUUCAGCUAAUGUGGAUUCCCUUCUCUGAAUUGGACUUCAGGCAGCAGUUUCUCCUUCCAUUGGAAUUUUGUCGUCAGUGCUUUACUUUGUUGUGGAAUAGCCCUAAAGUGUUAGCCCCAAGAAAAUGGGCAUUUGAGAAAAUUAGAAAAAUUAAUGACGAUAUAAUGGUGAUGAUUGUUUUCCCUCUUGUGGAGUUUGUUAUCCCUUAUGAGGUGAGGCUGCGCUUGGGAAUGGCUUGGCCAGAAUAUUCCCAUGUAUCUAUUGGCUCAUCGUGGUACUUGAAAUGGCAAUCUGAGGCUGAAACAAGCUUUCGAGCAAGGAAAAAAGAUGGACUUAAGUGGUAUAUAUGGUUUCUGGUCAGAACUGCCAUCUAUGGGUAUGUGAUGUAUCAUGUUUUCCAGUUUAUGAGGAGAAAAGUAACAAAAGUUUCAAGAGUUCUUGGUUUUGGGACUUCAAGAAGAGAUCCCAACUUAAGAAUGCUGAGGGGAGUGAAAGCCUAUUAUAAAUUGAAGAAAAUGGCUAGAAAGAAGGGUCAAGAAGUUGACGUUGAUCCUGUUAGCACCGCUUUUGAUCGUAUGAAGAGGAUAAAAGAUCCUCCCAUACAGCUGAAAGAUUUCCUAAGUAUUGAACCUCUGAGAGAAGAAAUAAAUGAAGUUGUGGCAUUUCUACAAAAUCCCCAUGCAUUUCAAGAUAUGGGAGCUCGUGCACCACGGGGUGUUCUUAUUGUUGGUGAGGAAGGAACAGGAAAAAGAUCCCUGGCAAUGGCUAUAGCAGCUGAAGCUAAGGUUCCGUUAGUUGAAGUAAAAGCCCAUCAGCUGGAAAAUGAUCGUAUGGCGGGCCAAAGUGCAUCGAACGUCAGAGAAUUGUUCCAAAUAGCACGAGAUCUGGCACCUGUUAUUAUAUUUGUGGAAGAAUUUGACCUCUUUGCUGGUGUCCGCGGAAAGUUCAUUCACACUAAAAAGCAGGAUCAUGAGUCUUUCAUCAAUCAACUUCUCGUGGAACUUGAUGGGUUUGAGAAACAAGAUGGUGUGGUUUUGAUCGCUACCACUGAACAUCUUAACCAAAUUGAUGAGGCUUUACGGCGUCCUGGCAGAAUGGAUAGAAUAUUUUCUCUCCAAAAACUAAUUCCCGCAGAAAGGGAGAGAAUCUUACGUAUUGCUGCAAAAGAAACGAUGGAUGAGGAUCUCAUUGACUUUGUUGAUUGGCAAAAGGUUGCUGAAAAGACUGCUUUUCUUCUCCCUGUAGAGUUAAAAAAGGUCCCAUUGUCCUUGGAAGGUAAUGCAUUCAGAUCGAAGUUUGUUGACACGGAUGAACUUAUGAGCUACUGCAGUUGGUUUGCAACUUUCAGUGGUGUAGUUCCCAAAUGGGUGAGGGAAACCAAACCUGCGAAGAAAAUAAGCAAGAUGCUUGUGGAUCAUCUUGGCUUGACAUUGACAAAAGAGGAUCUGCAGAAUGUUGUCGAGUUGAUGGAACCAUUUGGUAAAAUAAGAAAUGGCAUAGAAAUGCUGAACCCACCUCUUAAUUGGACCAGGGAAACAAAAUUUCCCCAUGCCGUUUGGGCUGCUGGUCGUGGUCUCAUGGCUUAUCUGUUGCCCAACUUUGAUGUUGUUGAAUAUCUGUGGCUUGAAUCUUCUUGUUGGGAGGGAGUUGCAUUCAGCAAGAUUACGAAGGCUAGGAAUGAAGGUUCGUAUAAUGUUGAAACAAGAGCUUAUCUUGAAAAGAAGCUCGUGUUUUCCUUUGGCUCUUACGUGGCAUCAUGUUUACUGCUUCCCAUUGGGGAAGAAAGUAUUCUUCCUUCUUUAGAGUUGAAGGAUGCUCGGGAGAUAGCAAUUAGGAUGGUUAUGCAGUAUGGGUGGGGUCCCGAUGAUAGUCCGACAAUCUACCACCAUGGAAAUGCGGCUACAACUCUGAGUAUGGGAGACAAUUUUGAAUAUGAGAUGGCUGCUAGAGUUGAAAUGAUUUAUAACUUAGCAUACGAUAAGGCAAAAGCACUGCUUCAGAAGAAUUAUGUAAUCCUUGAAAAAAUUGCUGAAGAACUGGUUGAAUAUGAAGUUUUGUCUGGAAAGGACUUGGAAAGAAUUGUUUCUGAGAAUGGUGGCAUUCGCGAAAAGGAACCAUUUAUCCGAGCAUUCAUGGACUUGCUGAUUGAAAGACACAAAGCCGUGAAGCCAGAUGCCAAAGCAUGGACUUCUGAGAAGGAUGCUUGAAGAAAUAUGCAUGCUUUUUGGUUCAGAUAUGACUAUAUCAUGACAUAUUAGCAAGGAGCUCAAAAGUGCCGUUUCCAGAUCAUUGAAAAUACGAAACAAUCCUAUUACAUGGGCUUGUUUUUUUUGAGUUUGAUUAUUUUAAUCAAAAGAAGUGUAUUUUGUAGGGUAGAAAGUGAAGACCAAACCUUUUUCACCUGAGCUUAGAAGAGAAAUGAUUUUUUGUUUUCCUGACUGACUGUACAGUGUAGAUUUGGUUGGUGAAUUCUAGUAUACAGUAUUCUCCUUCAGUAGCACAACUUGCUCUUAUCUCUAGUUUUAUUUUACUGUCUUUGGGAGAAGAAUUACUGUUUUAAGAAUAAAGUUUGAGCAUGACUUGGCUGCUGGAAUUCCUCGUCAUAUCAAAUCCGGUUCUGGAAAAGAUGGUUAUGUAGGUUUCACCAUGGCCGUGUGCUUAAAAGGUAAUACGGCUAAUUAAAAGAUGGUUAUGUAGGGGUGUACAUAACACUCACAU